Molecule: messenger RNA, 1077 nt
Organism: Penicillium cinerascens
Lineage: Eukaryota; Fungi; Ascomycota; Eurotiomycetes; Eurotiales; Aspergillaceae
Product: hydroxyacyl-thioester dehydratase HTD2
Exons: 2
Coding region: 1-1077 (358 amino acids)
Cellular component (GO): mitochondrion
Molecular function (GO): (3R)-hydroxyacyl-[acyl-carrier-protein] dehydratase activity
Source: RefSeq, a predicted model, not a curated record
AUGUCCCUUGCACUAGCGCAGCUGCGCCCUCGUCCGCUCAGCGCGCGAAGAUUGAACGCGACUCGCCGCUUCACCGUCUCUCGCUUUCUCGCCGGUCCGCCCGCCGCCACCGUCGCCAACUCCUUCCUGUCUCGCUUCCAGUCGCUGGGACCUCAAACACGCACGCAGACCCUCGAUGCCAACCAGUUGCAGCUCCUCAGCCUUACGCUGAAUCACCCUUCCCUCUUCCCCAACUCCCCGUCGCUGUCCAACACGCCUCCCCUGGACACACCGGUGCCGCCCGGUUACCACCUCGUUUACUUCACCCCGGCUUUCCUGGAAUCCGAACUGGGUGCAGAUGGUACCGAUGCCUCGUACAACCCCCAAGCGCCGUUCACGCGCCGCAUGUGGGCGGGUGGCGAGGUACUGUGGCCUCGCGGUGCGGACGGGAAGGCCAACCCGUUGCGCGUGGGACAACGAGUGAGCGAGACCACGCGAGUGCUCAGCGCGGAAUCCAAGCUCGUGAAGAAAACCGGCGAGGACAUGAUCGUGGUGGGCGUGGAGAAGGAGUUUACCAAUGAGCGGGGUGUUUCCAUCGUUGAUCGAAGGAAUUGGGUUUUCCGCAAAGCUCUGCCUAUGCCAUCUGCUUCGUCCCCGUCCAGCGCCCCAACCUCGCUCUCAACCUCCCACCUGACUCAUUCGAAUCCCGUCUCGACCAUCUCCACCGAAGGGAACACUCACACUCGCACCCUGAUACAAACCCCCGUCACGCUCUUCCGAUUCUCCGCUCUGACCUUCAACCCUCAUAAAAUCCACUACUCACUCCCCUGGGCCCGUGACGUGGAAGGACACCGGGACAUCGUGGUUCAUGGACCCUUGAACCUGAUCUCCAUUCUGGACCUGUGGAGGGACAUUCGUAGCCGGGAUGCCGCAGACCCGACUGCGAUCAUCCCGCAGCGCAUCUCGUACCGUGCGACCAGUCCGCUGUACGCCGGGGAAGAAUAUCGGGUUGUAUUGCAGGAAGAGGGAGAUACGGCGAGGGUGCAGAUCCUCGCACCGGGCGAAGUGGUCGCCAUGAAAGCGGAGAUCCAGGCCUGA